Formica exsecta is the source of this 8302-nucleotide messenger RNA. RefSeq lists its product as uncharacterized. The coding region runs from base 426 to 5951 and encodes 1841 amino acids. The record is from RefSeq and is a predicted model, not a curated record. The transcript is spliced from 19 exons. NCBI's taxonomy places the organism in Eukaryota, Metazoa, Arthropoda, Insecta, Hymenoptera, Formicidae. Gene Ontology annotation, molecular function: protein binding.
GGACCACCGAGACGCGUCGCUCCGGUCGCUUUCGCGUCUGCCAACGUCGCGUCGCGGUAGACGGUCGUCGUCAUCGCCGUCGUCGCAUCAAUCGCCAGGAGUCCGCGAGGACGAGAGAUUAUCACGAACGGAUCCGUGUCUCGCGUCGCGAGUGCCGCGCGAGAAGGACACCAUCGGGUGGCAACGACACCAUGAAUGUCCCGCGGGACUUGCCGACGAGAUAGUCUACGAGGUUGGCUGGCUGGCUGGCUGGCUGGCUCGCGGUUCACCCUCUCUCGGUCUUCAUCCCCGAGAGCCGGGAGACAUUUCUCUCGCUCGAGAGGGAUAAAGCGGGAUAGAUCGAUAGGCCAGCUGGUGCGCGUGUGUUCGCAGCAUUUUCGCGGUAGGCCGGUAGGUCGGUGGUGGUGCGCGGGGUGCGGCCCAGGAUGGUGAGGGCACCGAGCGUGGGACCUGCCGGCGGCCCGGCGGAUAUCAGGCGGAUCCAUCCCGGUCCCGAGAUCGCCAUGAAUCCGAGAAAUCUGCCCACGGCGUCCGCGAGUAUGCCGCCCGCUAUGCGAGGGGAUGCCAACGCCGUCGACAGAACGAUGCCCGUUUAUCAUCCCCAGGUGGACGUCUCCACGCAAGUGGAUCUUCACGGUGGCUACGGCGCUCCGGUCAACCUGGACUCGUGGGACCGUCGCGCGACGCCGUUGUACUCGCGCGAGGACAUCAGGGAGCAAUAUUGCAUCAACAGCCGGCAGCUGGAUGCCGUCGAGAAGUCCGGCGGCGGUUUCUUCGGAUGUCUGUCGACGAGAGGCCCGUCGCCAUGUAGCUCCACCAGGAAUUCCAUCCUUUCGGCGUGCGUGCGUAGCGUGCCCAGCGACGAGAACCUCUGCGACGCGCCCUAUCCCCGUAAACCCUUUGAGAUCAUGUACCGCCAGCCUUAUCCCCGCGGCAUGUCACGCUACGAUCUCGAGGACGAGGCGGAUUGGAUUCAGAGUUCCUACUUCAGGCGAAGGCCGAGAUCGUUCUGCACCGUGCCCGAUCCAAAGAGAUACACUUGGGUGCCGGAAGAUGAAGAAUCCAUGAGGUUAGAAGGUCCGCGGCCGGUAUUACCACCGAUAAUACCCUCUCCCCCCGCUUCCAUGAUGACAAUGCAAGGACCGCAAGCUCCGAAGACGAAGCACGUGAGCUUCGCGAGAUCGUACACGCUCACGUCGUUCGAAGUCCCGAGAAACAGAAGCCCACCGAGGCCACAUAAUCCGGAACGUCUUAUAGACUCGCAGCCGACAAUGCAGAAUACUAUACUGCCUUCGUCCUUGCCCUUAGCGCAUCCUUAUCCUGGCAUUGAGCCACGUGUCCUCGUACUUGAGAAACCACCUAAACGCGGCGCUAUGAAGACCCAGGCGACGCAAACCGAGAUCCCGGCGAUGUUUCGCGGUCGCGUGCUCCCGGUGACCCUGAGCCCCAGAACUAUCCAUCGUGUCAAGAUGGUUUCGCAGGGUGCUCAGACAAACGGUAUUUUCAACGGGAGAAAAUUGACCAAGAGCUACUCGGAAGCCGGACAAUUGGGGACGCCGCUCGGCGGCAGCCAGGUAGGCGCGCUGACGAAAGAGGAAACCGAGCACGAACCGCUCCACAGGACACAAAGCGAGGAACCACCGAGGUCGCCCUUUCUCGUUUCGACGACGCCACCGCCGCUGCCCUCCAACGCUACUGUCGUUAUUGAAGAAUCCUUGCCAAAUGGAGAUAUUGUUCCCAUCGGGAUUUCUCGGGAGCACCGUAAGUCCCUCGAUAUCGACGAUCAAGAGAUCUUUAUAAAUUUCAAACCGGCACCGGUGUCGCCGGAUGCGCGGGCGCUCCUCAGCCGAAUCUCCGAGCCUACGCGUAGAUUCCUACCCCUCCAGAAGACCUUCUCCGACGGCGAGAUCCGUAUCGAGAGACGCGAGCUGAUCGGCGAGAGUAGCGAGCCGAGUUAUCCUCACACCUGUAGGAGGAAUCAGCAAGACUCUUGGGGCAGAGCUGUCAGAACGCCCGUCCAAUUUUCCUCGACGCCCGAGGAUCUGUCCUUGUUGCGAAGCCUUUCGCCCCAAGAGGAUCAUCAUGAAGAGGAAUUCCACGAAAAUCUGAUACGUCGGGGUCUCUUCCGAAAGAGAAGCGUAUCCCUCGAGGACGGCGUGCAAGGUCUAUCGUCAGACGAUUUUAUGCUUCCUAGAUCACUUCCUACUUCACCCACAUCGCCAACCGCAGCAGCAGCAACGCCACGUAGGAUCUCGCAGACUCCGAAGGACGAUUCGUUGCCGAGCUGCGCCUUAUUGCACGCGGCAGUCUGUCCGGCUACCUUCAACACUGGAGUCAGCAUCACCGGUACUGGCAUCAUCGGCCAGGCUGCCUCGCCGUUCGCGUCGAGCGAUUCGCUGACCAACGACGUCACCAGGGACCACAGCGACGGGAUAUGGAAUGAGUCGCAGGCGACUGUUCUCCAAGCCGACUCGUUAGCUCUAUUAACGCCGUCCUCGAGAAGGAGGCAUCUUCUGUUACUGCAACAUCAGCAACGCUCCUCGAUGGACACUGAGGCUCUCGAUGUCGAAGACGAAGCGGAGCCUUGUCCGCCGAGUCCACGAAUACGACUGGAACCGGCCACUCCGGUGCAACCUCUCACACCAAGACGCCAUUACAGAAUACAAGAUCUGUUACCGAUACAGUUUCAACAAAUUUACUACAAUGAUGUAUCUACAACAGCACAAUUUUAUGCCUACGAUAUUAUCGAAUCGUCUAUUUCUGCAAAUAACGGCCGGCCGAGGAGCGGAUUGCGUCGCGCCAGUCCAUGUCCGCCGUUGUCUCAGCCCCAGUCGCAGUCGUCGAGCGAGUUCGGUUUAAGCCUGGCGAGGACUGACUCGGGCGGCCGCACCAACACCGAUCUCUCCGAGACCUCCGAGGAUUAUGUCACUGCCAAUACUUCUACGGAAACCGGGACCACCACUGGCACAAGCGCCACGACCAGCUCCUGGUCAAGGCCGCCGCAGACGUCCAGCGCCGCGGCAUCGGCGGCGUCGGCGCCGGCUUCGACCACCGCGACUGCCGCGGAAGGUAGCUCCUUUGAAAGCGCCAGCUCGAUCUACAGCCUGGCGAGAAGCGAGGCCGUUGUCGAAGAGCCGUGUAGUCCGCCGCCGAUUUUAGAGGAAGCGGAAAUCGCAUUCGGAUUAGAACUACCUCCGCCCUCGAUGAGGUCCAGCAGCAGCAGCAGCUCGGGUAGCUACGAUCUAAAGGACGCGAUGACGGAUCCGAAUAAUGAUCUCGAGCAGGUUGCUUCACCCAGUGGGCAUACCUCAGAGACUGAAUUAGAUCGAGAUGAGGGUCACCGAUCGUCGUCCGGAGGUUACGCCGAGUCGCCGCCUGACAUCCGCAUGUGGAGCGAGGAGGAGCGUCGCCGGAAAAAGAAGAACUUUAGCCUGGACUUCCUCGGGACUGCGUCGAGCAAUGUCGAGCUAGAGCACGGCGCGGAGCCGGCGUAUCCGGAGAACGUCGAGGUCAGCCCGACGCCGAGCCACCGUCACCGAUCGCGAAGCAAGCCGACGUCGGCACGAAGUCCCCAUCGUAAUAACAGAAAGCGAGACGCGAUGCAACAGUCGGCACAGCUGCAACAGCAGCAGCAGCAGCAACAGCAGCAGCAACAGCAGCAGCAGCAGCAGCAACAACAGGCGCUCAGCAGAAGUCCACAGAAGGAGGAAUGGAGGGUCGAACAAGUCGAGGACGGUCCUCACGCGCCGACAUCCGACGAUUCCAGCUGCAGUCAUCAUUAUCACAUGCAUCACCAUCAUCAUCAUCAUAUGCAUCGGGACGGUGUGGAAGGUGGAAGGCAUCGUCGGACCAGGGAAAGCCCGAGGAGAAAGACCAGCGGUUACCUCUCGACCAGAAGACGUAGCAAUGAGGAUAAAAACGCGGCGUUAACGGGCAGCUUGCCGCGAAGAAAAUCCCGCCUCGCGGACGAUAUAGUUUGCGCGAGUCGUCUGAGUCCCGGCCGUUAUCAGCGAAGUCCGGGGCAUAACGGUCAUCGGGCGAUCGUCAUCGAGGCGCAGAGCCCGGAGGCGAGACUGAAGGCACUGUCCGCGGAAUCGUUAAGAUCCGUCAGCCCCGGCAGUGACAGCGUCUUUUACAGCGAGAGCGCCGAUCAGCCCUGCAUCUCGGCCGUCGCCGCUUUGGACGCCGCGCACUGUCAUCAUUGCGGCAGAGAGGUGUCGGAAGAGAUCGUUCGACCACCGGCAGGUUUCGCGGACUCUCCGGAAGGACAUCGAACAUCUUCCAAGCACGUUACAGGGCACCGGUUGUACAAGAAGUUUGACAAGAGGUACAGAUCGGAGGAUCGAGGAGACCGUAGACAUCGCCGUGGCAGUGCCGGUAGAUCGGACAUACGAGCCAAAUCGGAGGAGAGAGCCACCCCUCGAUCAGGGAGCAGAGGUUCGAUCGACGACACUGGUAGAAGAAGGCUGCAAGCUCGAAGUACCGAUGUCAGUAUGGAGAUUCUCACGGGACGAGAAGACGAAGAUACUUAUGUGGAACCGUACACGAGCAGCGAAUGGAUUUAUAUCGGGGAUCUCGAAGAGAGUCACGUGUGGAAAAGGCCCGACAGCAGAGACGGUGACGACGACAUCACGGACAGUGUCCAUAAAGAGAGACGGGACUCUCAAGAAUCCACGGAGAGCGAGAAAAAUUUUAAAAAGAGAUAUCAAGCGGCCACGCAUAGAAUGGUGCACCGAAAGAGCAGCGUUGAGAUGUACAAGAGGAUACAAACAAAGUGUUUUGGUGAACCGACGAUGGUGUGUAAUUCCGCGAGUUCCGAGUGCGCGAUGAAAGUGGAUAGAGACGUGACGUUGAAGCAAGCUCUGGAAGAGCUGCUCAAAUGCAUGCUCAGGGUCUGGUGCAGGGAGAGUCAAGCUCUGGCGAAAUUUGGCGCAUCAACGACAGAGAGCGACAAGAGGGUAAUCGUGAAACGCGAGGCUGGCGGCGAGUUCGGAUUCCGCAUUCACGGCUCGAAACCCGUAGUGGUUUCCGCGAUCGAGCCGGAUACGCCGGCGGAGAGUUCCGGCCUCGAGGUCGGCGACAUCAUCAUGUCGGUGAACGGCAGAAGCGUCAUGGACGCCACACACUCGGAGGUCGUAAGGCUCGCGCACUCCGGCACAGACGUCCUGGAGCUGGAAGUGGCGAGGACCUGCAACGUGCUGGCGCCGCGUAUCACGCGCACGGGAGCGAAGGAGGGCGUCGACGAGGCGCCGCUCUGCUCGGGAUACUUGUGGAGGAAGUCCACGUCGUCCAGCACGGAGAAGUGGGUUCGCAGAUGGUUCGCUCUUCGUCGUGACAACUGUCUGUAUUGCUACAAGACUGACUCGGAUUCGCAACCGGUGGGGGCGGUGAUGCUCCUCAAGUACGACGUGGAGCAGACGCCCGAAUUGAGAGUGCACAGUUUCGCGAUAAAGAAACAAGGCGCACCGACGUUACGACUUGCAGCCGAUACCGAAGAGGCGGCAGCUCGAUGGACCAUAGUUAUACGCGAAGCAGUCGAGAGGAACAAUCAGAUUGACACUUGGCUGGACUCCUCGCUAAGAAUGAGAGAGAUGGCCGCGUGCGCUAUCGCGAGGCCGGACUGUUUCGGAUAUCUGAGCAAACAGCAGGAACACGCGCGAAAAACGUCCUCGCCCACCGGCUGGUCCAGACGAUAUUGCGUGUUGAAGGACGCCGCGUUGUAUUUCUACGAUGACGCCAACGCGGAGAAAGCGUUCGGCGUGGCGUGUCUGCACGGUUUCAGGGUACACGGCAGCGCGCCCAGCUCCGGCGGCCGGAAGCACGCUUUCGAGCUGCAGCCACCGGAUCCCACGCAGAGAAGUUACAUCUUCGCCACGGAAUCGGAAAUGGAUAAGAAACGAUGGUUGGCUGCCCUUGAGUAUUCGAUUGAUCGAUGGAUAAAGAUAGGUUGAUGCGAAAGAAUCCGCCCUACGACGAAUCCAACGAGUCGCAGUAGCGAACAUCGUCCAAGGAAAUCCUCGUCCGUAUCCGUUUCCGGUUCCUAAUAUGUCGCGAAUCAGCCGCGACGAUCGCCGUUGGUUCCCUCGACGAUCAUUACAUAUAUACAUACGUACACAAAUACACACAUACACGCAUACACAUGGCUUGGAUGUUUCGCCAAGAUUUUCAUUUCAACAUUAUUGAAUUUCAUCGUAUCACGAUCAUCAUUGUAACUGCUGAUUAACAGUGACGUUUACGUGAAGUUGUUCGAAUAAAAGUCAACGCUGAAAAACAACUCGGCAAACCUGUGUCCCAUUUUCUGCGCGAUCAGUCUCGUCGCUGUCGUCGUUGCUUGUCAUCGGAAUUGUUUAUCAGCAGUAAUGCAAUUCCAUUAAGACCAGAGACUAAAAUCGAUGACUAUAAUCCUGCAGAGCGAGUUUGAUUUUCGAUGCUACAGAGAUAGAAAAAUAUAGCUAGAGAGAGAGAGAGAGAGUGAUUGCAUUUUCUUCGUCGCGAGUAAACGUAAACAAACGCAUUUACACGGCUCUGCACCAUCAAGUUCCAAGCUCGUCGAGAAGUUAUAUUUGAUCUCGAUUUUCAGGAUUAGACUUUUUUUUAGAACUCAUCCUGCUACGCGUCAAGCUCUCCCAUUUAAUCCCGCAUCCUGUCCACAUCAUACAUCUCAUCGUUGAAUAUAGCGCUUCGCUGAAUUUGGGUCAAAACGCGUAGUUGUAAAGAAAAGAAAAAGAAAUUAUGGAUACUAUAAAAAAACAAAUCUCUCGAGAGUUUUAUAAUAACGAGAGCCAUUCGCGACGGGUUCCUCUCUGAUACGUCUGCGAAAACGAGAACCCUUCAAGGUUGUGUUCGUCGCUGAAACUUUAUACGCACAUAAAAAAAAUUCUAUAGCUGAGAGGAGUGAAUAUAAAAAAAACUUUUUAAGAACGAAACACAAAACGCAAAUCUCGAACGUUUAAUAAUUAUAUAACAACGUGACUCGGUAGGGAAAAGUAGAGUACGCUUCGCGAGCCGCGACACGCGUACGUGCAUGCGUAGCGAUAGUUAUGCGUACACGGUAUACACGUGCAUGUUAUGGAAUUGCCAUUAAUUAUAAUAUGUAUCGUUAUUCUUACCAACAACGCCAAUACUUGUCAACAAUCGAAAAAAGAAAAAAGAAAACACUCCGCGGGAGGAGAAGAAAGAUCCAAUCUAAUAAAAAUUGGAGACAAACGAAAUAAUGGCGUGUGCGGGUGUGUCUAGAGAUAUUAUUGCGUGCGAAUUCGUACAUUUAUCCACGUGCGAUGGAAAUAAAAGUCGAACAUGUUGCGCAUCGCUGUCAGAAAGUCGCGCGAAAGGGAGGAAGCGCGAUAGAAGAUCAGCGUAUAUACAUUUUAACAAGAAGAUAACCCUACACUGGCACAUCAGGUUCAGAUCCUGUCCGCUCCUACCGGUGUAUACAGAGUGUUCCAGAAUUACCGAUACAUAUUUUACAGAUAGUCAAAACCGAAUUUUUAACAACAAACAUACAAUGAAUCCAUUUUUUAACAUACCUUGUAAUAAUACAUAUAUGUACAUGUAUACAACUUUUAUUUUUGAAUUUAUUCUAAUUUUACUUUGAAAAAAGAUUUUAUACAAAAAUUUAGAGAGCAAAAUUUUUAAUGCCGGUUUUAUUUCAUGUUACAAAAAUUCAGAAGUGUGGAAGGUUCACGAUUCUUUUAAAAGAAAAAUCAAGUCACAAAUGAUCCAAGCAAGUCGUUAAAAUAUGUACCGAUGGUUCAGAGAGAGAAACACUCUAUAACAUUUUUUAAAGAUCUUUUCAUUUUUAAAAACUUCUUUCAGAUUAUAUAUAUGUAUAUAUAAUAGUACAUAAAAUUAUUAAACUUAUUUCUUCUUUUAGACACGGUUUUAUUAGCCUUAUAUUGCGUUUUAUUUAUGUUGCUCGAUAAAGAGAACGAACUAACGUAAAAUGACAGCGGUAUGAUGAUGCAGGAUUUUCGAAGAGAGUGUCAAUCCUAUAUUCUACGGAAAGUGAAUGACAGAUAAAGGGUUAAGGGAACGAGACGAGACGCGCGUUAUGACGCCGAAUUUAAUAGCGUUCCUUCGAUGAACGCGACCGUCGCAAACAUGAAAAGAGAAAAAUGAGAAGAUGUAGGCGCAAAGAAUAAGGCAUGUACCAACGAUAUCGUCGCUACAAAGUGCACACAUUCAUGUUCUGUUAGGAUUUAUCGGGGAACGAUACGUUUGAAAACAAAAAUUAUGUAAAUCGAAAAGAGCCUGAUCAACCGCUCAAAAUUUCCAAUAAUAAAAUAGAAAGUUUAGUAUAAUU